This is a messenger RNA of Vicia faba (fava bean), 816 nucleotides long. The record is from the annotation of a GenBank genome assembly. Lineage: Eukaryota; Viridiplantae; Streptophyta; Magnoliopsida; Fabales; Fabaceae.
AUGCCUGAUGUCAAAUGGACUGAAUGUGUUGAAGUGAAAGGGAAGGUCAAAUUACAUGAUUUUGAAACAUACAUUCAAGAUCUUAAACGCUCACCUAAUAGAGAAUUGAUGGUUGUGUCCCUAUGUUGGAAAGAAGGAUCUUCAAAAGAUAGAUUGGAAGGAAUAAAAAAGGUUGCAAGAAAGUAUGUAAGCGAUGGAAGGGUAGGGCUUGCAAGAGUUACAACUGGUGUUGAUCUUUAUGUGUGUCCAUGUAGUUUCACAAUACUCAACCUACUUGCAAAACAUGGAUUCCUCAACUUCAAUGACAACAACAACGAUUACCUCAUUGGUUGUGUUGUUUGGAAAAGAAACCAAAUAAAUCAUCCUCCAAUUGAAGAUUGGUCUCCGAUUCGCGAGCCUUAUAAAUCAUCAAUACAAAAUUAUCCGUUUCCUAUCUACAGUGCCUUGGUAAAAUCAUCAGAAGAAGCAGAACCAAGUUUGAAGACUCAAGUGUCACACAAGAGAGUAAUGGAAGAAGAUAUGGACAUAUCUCCCCAAAAGAAACCUUGCUGCCGAGAUGAUACGGUAGAACCACCACCAGCUGGUAAAAUCAACCCACCAGUUUUGAUCCCAACCAAUGACUUUACAUAUCUUGGCCCUAGUUUAUUGAGGGAGAAAACACAUUCCCAUGCAUAUAUAAAUCCAAAACCGGACUUCACAUAUCUGGCUCCAGUUUUAGUGAGGGAACAAGCAAAUGCACAUGAAAAAACAACUACAAGUGAUUUUACUUAUCUUGCUCCUAAAUGGAAUGCUGCAAAUCAACCAUAUCAGGGUUGA